Molecule: messenger RNA, 1878 nt
Organism: Insectozyma verbasci
Lineage: Eukaryota; Fungi; Ascomycota; Pichiomycetes; Serinales; Debaryomycetaceae
Source: the annotation of a GenBank genome assembly
AUGAAUGAUAAGACUACCAUUUAUGGUCCUAAGUUAAUCCCUGAAAUAAUGGAAAAUGGUGUAUCUGAUACAUACCCAUUGGGUAUGUCAAAUUUUGAAGAACAUGCAAUACAAGAAGAAGAAGAAGUAGAAGAAGAAGAAGAAGAAGGUGAAGAUGACGAGGCCGUUUCAAAUAAUGUUGGUAAUAAGGCAGAUUUAGGUUUCUUAGUCAGUGCUAAUUUUUCAUCUGAUUCACUAAAUGAUUCAUCACCUCAAUUUGAUUAUAAUAAUACAUUUUCAUCACCAAGGCGAUAUUCAAAUUCUUCAUUAAAUAAUUCUCCAGUUAUACCCCCACCCAAUAAUAAUAGAAGACAAAGACCUUUAUCUGCAUUCUUAAUGGAUUCAAAUAACCUAAUAAGUGAAGAUGGAAUCGCAUUUAAUAAUACUGCAAGAUCUCGAGAUUCACUCAAUUUCGGGUCAAAGUUAAAUUAUACUCCUACGCAGUUACCACCAAUUUCACCUCGACCACCAUCUCCAACGAGAUCAACAUCACCAAGUAGGAUAAAUAAACAUUAUAGAUCAAAAUCACCAGUUAAAAGAAGUAUGUCACCGAAAAAGGAAAGUCCAUUUAAUUUUCGACCUCAAGAAGUUGGUCAAAAUAAUAAUUUACAAGUUAAACAUACUCAUAGAAAAGGACAUAAAUAUAAACAUUCAUCAGUUUCAAUGAAUAUGUUUCAAGAACCACCAAUUGCAAUUGAUGAUUUAUUUAAAAAUCAAAAUUUAAAUUUAAUUACUAAUCUGUAUCCAAUCCCGAAAUUUAAUGAAAUAUUAUUAUCAAUAAAUCAAAAUCAAAGAUUAAGAUUAAGUUGGUCAUUUCUUCAUCUAAGUAUAUCUGUAUUAAUAUUUGUAAUUGGAUUUAAAUUUGGAUUAAGUAGUUUAUCAACAUUGGCACAUUUAGUAUUUUAUGAUUCAUUGGGUUCCAUACUAAUUGUAAUUGUUGAUAUAAUGACUAAUUUUGAAGUUUGGAAUAGUUCAAGUUUAGCUUAUCCUUUUGGAUUAGGUAGGAUUGAAGUAUUGGUUGGAUUUGCGUUAAGUGCUUCUUUAAUAAUGGUUGGUUUUGAUUUAUUUAGUCAUUUUAUUGAAGAAUUUAUAAUAUUAUGGGUUGCAAAUGAAGAACACGAACAUGCCUCUUCACAUCAUGUACAUGUAAAACCAAACCAAGAAUCAAAUUGGGUUAUAUAUGAAUCUAUAUUAUUGAUCACUAUGAUUGUUUCAUUAAUAUCAUCAAAAUUCAUACUUGCAUAUGAUAGAAUAAAUGAGAUAAUAAAUACCCAAACAAAUAAAACCCUGAAUUAUGGUUUGAUAGAUAAGGAUUUAAAGAAUCAAGAAACGAGUCCAAUUAUUAAACUCAUUAAAUUAUGGCAAAAUAAUCCAACACACUUUAUUACUUUAUCAUACACUGUUUAUCUAAUAUUCAGUCCAUUAAUUCCACAAAGUUUGACAUCAGAUCUAGCUAUUGAUUUGAAUGAAAUUGCCACAAUCAUAGUCGCUACAAUGUUAUGUUUUAAUGGUUGGAAUUUAGUUAGAGCAUUAGGUGGGAUUUUAUUAUGUUCAUUUCCAUAUUCAAACUACCAAUAUUAUUUAUUAAAACUGAGGAUAAUAGAUUUGAUUACCAACCAAGAAUGGUUUAAAAAGACUUAUCAAAUUGAACAAUUUUACAUUACAAAAUUUAAUUAUAAAGUAUAUGUUAUUGGAAUGAAGAUAAUUAUGAAAGGUAGUGAUUCAGAAGAAGAAAUAAGAGUUAGAUUUGAAGUUAAUAGAAUUAUCAAAAAAGAAAUUGAUCAAUUAGAUAGUGAUAAAUCAAUUAUUGAAACAACUAUAGAUAUUGAUAGAUUUUAA